AAGAGGUGUGGUUUGAUGAAGAUAUGUUUUUCAAUGAAACGAAUCCCAUUAAAGUGAACACUGUCUCUUUAGCCAAUGAUGUGUAUUUUGAGGAGUCAGAAGAAGAAAGGAAUGAAAAGGUCCUUUUGCUUCAGCGUCUUCAACCUGUUAAAACAAAUAACUCUCUUGAAGAAGUUGAAUCACAAGCUACAAAUACUAUGGAAAGCAAAAGAAAAAGGGUUCCAUGUUGUAUGAAUGCAAAAAAUAAAACAAGAGAAAAUGAAGAACUUAGUUUGAUCGAUGAUGAUACUACGGAAAGCAAAAGAAAAAGGGUUCUAUGUCAUAUGAAUGCAAAAAAGAAAAUAAAAGAAAAUGAUGAUGAUGAUGGUAUAUGUACAAUCUUAUUGAUCCAUUCACCUGAAAGUUUUUAUGACCAACGAUUGCCAACAUAUAACAUUGCUCCAUCUUCUUCAAUCAAAGAUCAUUCACUUGAAAAUACUUAUGACCAACAAUCAUCAGUAUCAAACAUGACCAAUAUUACAUCAUCCUUAACUGAAAGCUAUUCAUUUGAAAGUACCAAUAACCAACUAUCAAUAGCAUCAAAUAUAACAAACAUCACCACAUCUUCUUUAAUCGGUCCAUUUAAAAAUAAUCUUGAAGUUUGUUUGUAUUUGGUACAGCAUCCAGAACUUAUUAAUUUAACAAUGAACAUGAUGAAAGCAGGCGGCCAGGAAUCUAUAACUACUCGAGAAAAGGUUGAUAAGUUUAAUGUGCUUCCAGAAAAGAAACUUGGAAUGCUUCAAAUGCAUUUAAAAUGCCUUUUUUUUCGUACAAGAGUCAUAAAUAAGCAAAUCAUUGAUACACUAAUAAGGUCUUUAUUUCCAAAUAUUCAAAAUACUAGAGCAUCUGAUCGUGCUGCAUUACAGAC
Funneliformis caledonium is the source of this 907-nucleotide messenger RNA. The record is from the annotation of a GenBank genome assembly. NCBI's taxonomy places the organism in Eukaryota, Fungi, Glomeromycota, Glomeromycetes, Glomerales, Glomeraceae.